Messenger RNA from Chaetura pelagica (chimney swift), 763 nucleotides. RefSeq names its product MyoD family inhibitor domain containing (gene MDFIC). NCBI's taxonomy places the organism in Eukaryota, Metazoa, Chordata, Aves, Apodiformes, Apodidae. The coding region runs from base 1 to 747 and encodes 248 amino acids. The record is from RefSeq and is a predicted model, not a curated record. The transcript has 4 exons.
AUGUCCCAAGUGAGAGAACCUCUUCCUCCGGGGCCUGGAGGGCCAGAGCAAGCUCCGACUGAAAACAGCUCUUUGAUCUCUCUCCCUCGAGAAAAAAACAACCAGGAGAAUACUGCACCAGGAGAUAAGGAGAUAAAACAGCCUUCCAGGAAGCAAAGUAUACAACCAGAGAUACAAGACCAGUCCAUCUGGGGAAAUCGCACUGAUGGUGACCUCAUCAGAACACAACCUCAGCGUUUGCCUCAGCCAAAUACUUCAGCACUGGAAAGGGGUGAGGAAGAAAGUGGCCAAAUCCAAAAUGGCUACACAGGUCUGAGUAAUGGAAGUGGAAUUCACAGCGGGGUCAAGCACGCACCUGCAGACAACCGAAAGCUUUCAGCUCCUGUUUCAGAAAAAAUGCACAGAAAAAUUCAGUCUACCUUGUCUGUCAACAGCAACAGCAGCAAGAAGAGUAAACUAAGCUCUGUGUUUUCUCAAAAGCCAGGUACUUCACCUGAAGAUUGCUGCGUUCACUGUAUCCUGGCUUGCUUGUUUUGUGAGUUUCUCACCCUCUGUAACAUUGUUCUGGGACAAGCACCCUGUGGCAUCUGCACGUCGGAGGCCUGCUGCUGUUGCUGUGGGGACGAGGUGGGGGAUGACUGUAACUGCCCGUGUGAUAUGGACUGUGGCAUAAUGGACGCAUGUUGUGAAUCUUCAGAUUGCUUGGAGAUCUGCAUGGAAUGCUGUGGGAUCUGCUUCCCAUCCUGAAAUAUUUAUCCCUUUU